This is a messenger RNA of Salarias fasciatus (jewelled blenny), 8790 nucleotides long. RefSeq names its product Ral GTPase activating protein catalytic subunit alpha 2 (gene ralgapa2). The transcript is spliced from 41 exons. Gene Ontology annotation, biological process: regulation of small GTPase mediated signal transduction; positive regulation of GTPase activity. Bases 190 to 6366 code for a protein of 2058 amino acids. The record is from RefSeq and is a predicted model, not a curated record. NCBI's taxonomy places the organism in Eukaryota, Metazoa, Chordata, Actinopteri, Blenniiformes, Blenniidae. Gene Ontology annotation, cellular component: cytoplasm; nucleus. Gene Ontology annotation, molecular function: GTPase activator activity.
GUUUACACACCCACACACACUCACACACACGCAGACGGAGAAAAACACGGGAGGCAGCGGCGGCCGUCGGACCGAUGUUUACCGAGCAAGCAUAGAGGGGAGGUGCGGAAAGUGACAGGCACACUGGAGGAUCGGUGUAUGGUGAGACGCAGGUGAUUCCAGGCUGCCACCAUCGCAUUUCACAGCGGAAUGUUCACUCGAAGAGGGCAUGGAGACGUCAAGAAAUCUACACAGAAAGUUCUGGACCCAAAGAAGGAUGUGCUGACCCGGCUCAAACACCUCCGGGCGCUGUUAGAUAUCGACAAGAGUGAACUGAAGGCAUUCUUUGAGAGCAACUGUUCUCAAAUUUAUUUUAUCUUCUAUGAAAAUUUCAUUACACUGGAAAGCAACUUAAAACAAAAAGGGAACAAAUCUCAACGGGAGGAGCUGGACUCUAUCCUCUUUAUUUUUGAAAAAAUCCUGCAACUUCUGCCUGAGAAGAUCUACAACCGUUGGCAGUUUCACAGUAUAGGGUCUAUACUGAAAAAGCUUUUACACACUGGAAAUUCAUUCAAGAUCCGCUGUGAGGGGAUCCGCCUCUUCCUGCUGUGGCUGCAGGCCCUGAGGGACAACUGUGCUGAGGAGCAGUUCCUUAUCUUUGCCUGUCUGGUGCCAGGAUUCCCUGCUGUGCCCUCCUCUCGAGGGCCCUGCACCCUCGACACCAUCAUCUACAGCCCCUUCUCCACCCCCGCUGACGCCAAGGUGGUGCCUGAAGAGAUUACCCCACUGGUUCCUGCUGUGUUGGGAGAAAAAACGGCAGAUGACCCGACCUGCUACAUCCUCGAAACACUGCUCAAGUUCAUGGUCAUCCAGGCAUCCAGUUUAGAAUGGAGGAACAAAGAGAACCAGGACACGGGUUUCAGAUUUCUCUUCAGUCUGUUCAAGAAGUACUACCUUCCACAUCUAUUCCCCUCAUUCACCAAGCUCACAAACCUCUACAAGCCUUUAUUAGACCUCCCCCACCACAGACCGAAACCCCUGUAUGUGCCAGUGACGCGGAACAAUGAGAGCACCUUCUGCACCAGGGACCAGUACCUGGCGCCCCGUGUGGCCUUCAUCACUUGGCUGGUCACCUUCUUCCUGGAGAAGAAGUAUGUCAGCAGUGCCGCUGCGGCGCAGAGCGCCAAGAACGGCACCGAGGUCAUUCCCAAACUCAUCCAGACUGUCACUGCGGGCAGUAGCAGCCAGGAGAAGGAUAAGACGUCAGACGGUGAUGCGAACGGGCCGGCGGGGGAGCCUGAGAAGAGCCACUCCAACAGCAGCACGCUGUCCGAUCGGCGGCCCAGCGAUUCCAGUUUGUGUAGCAUCGAGGAGGAGCAUCGGCACGUCUACGACAUGGUGCAGUCCAUCCUGCUGUCCACCAGGGACAACGUGAAUUUUGUCAACGAGGUCUUCCAUCAGGCUUUCCUGCUGCCGUCAUGUGAGGCGUCGGCAACCAGGAAGGUGAUCAAAGUCUACAGGAAGUGGAUCCUGCAGGAGAAGCCCGCCUUCAUGACGGAGCCUGACAAAACUGCCCGGGAGGAUGAAGUGGAGACCAGCUCUGAGCAGAGGAUCAGCGCAGAGACAAACAGCAUGCACAUACAGAUGUCGGAGAUUCACGGUCACAAGCGGUCGUCUAGCUGGGGGAGAACGUACUCUUUCAGCAGUGCGAUCAAUCGAGGUUUUCUCACAGAGGAGCAGAACAGGGACAUCAAGGCUGGCAUCCAGCCCACACUACAGGUGUUUCUGACCAACUCGUCCAAUGUGUUUCUGUUGGAGCCAUGCCAGGAUGUACCCAAACUCCUGGACAGUCAGGUGGAGGUGUGCAAAGGUGUUCUGAGCAUCUACCGGCACAUGAUCAUGGAGCACACCAUGAAUACACAGACAUGGGAGCAGCUACUGCAGGUACUACUGAGGAUCACUGAGGCUGUGAUGAAGAGGCCACAAGAAAACCAAAGAAAAGACAGCUUUGCUGAAAGCUUGGCGGCUAUUCUCUUUAGGACCAUCAUCGUGGCGUGGGUGCGGGCCAACCUGUGCGUAUACAUCUCCCGGGAGUUAUGGGACGAGCUGCUGGCAGUGCUGUCCUCUCUCACCUGCUGGGAGGAGCUGGUGACGGAGUGGGCCAGCAUCAUGGACUCGCUGACGGCUGUGCUGGCACGCUCCGUCUACGGCCUGGACAUGGCCAACCUGCCUCUGGACAAACUCAGCGAACAGAAGGAGAAGAAGCAGAGAGGACGCGGAGUGAUCCAGGAUUCGCAGAAGGCUUCAGUAGUCGCCCGUUCGUUCUCACUGAGUUGGAGGAACCAGGUGGAGCAGGGCGGGCCGGGGGUGCAGGAGCCAAUGAGGAUUCGCUCGGCCACCACCUCGGGAGCACCUGGUGUGGAGAAGGCUCGCAACAAUGUCCGACAGAAGGCCUCUGCUAAGCGAAGCCAGUCCAUCAGCAACUGUGUUCAUCUGUACGAGGCUUUGCCCACUACUAAAAGUGUUCCAAUGCUGCUCCACACUGUGAGCUCUUUCUUGCCUGGUAUCUCUUCUGGUAACUCUGCUUGCUCUCACAGACUCUCAGAUGUGGAGGAGUGUCAGCUGUCAGAGUGUGGGGGGGAGGAGGAGCUGGGAGGCAGAGACAGCCCUCUGCCACGUAGCAGCAGCACCUCGGACAUCACUCAGCAGCUGUCCGACGCCUUGCCAGCCCAGAAGAGAGAGUACUCCCCGACUUCCUGUGGCUCUGAGAGCAGGAGAGAGAGCAGUGAGCCACCAGCGAUCUUGAUCCGGCAGAGCAGCAAUCCAUCUGAUAAUGACUGCACCGCUGAAGGACACGCAAACUUCACAAGGCCCAAGCUCCGAGAAAAAAGUGAGAGUGUAAGCAGCGAGACAUCCAAUGGCUACCUGAACGAAGCUGAAGUCACCUGGCAGGCGUUUGACGAGGAGGCCGACACUCAGUCCACACAGUCGGCCCACAUGGACGUGACGGCCGACCCCCAGAGCCACGGGAGUCUGCUGCUCAGCCACCACGAGGCACUCGCAGGUCCUGAGUGUGCCCUCCCUCCCCACUCCGCACCCCCGUCCUACCACCACCUCCACAACCACUACCACUACCCCCCGAACCCCCCCUCCUCGCCAGCCCUGCUGGUGCACACCGAGUGCCCGCGGGACUGCCCCCUGGACGACACCAUGCAUCCGUCUGUCUUACACAUGCCACACCACUUGGACAGCAGCGAGUGUCUGGCGGACGAUGUCAGCAUCAUCGCCGGCGGGACUCUGACCGGCUGGCAUGCCGAUUCUGCCUUCGUCCUGUGGAGGAGGAUUUUAGGGAUCCUGGGAGACGUCAACAAUAUCCGCUGUCCCAAAAUCCACGCCAAGGUCUUCUCCUACCUUUACGAUCUCUGGCACAAACUGGCAAAGAUUCGGGACAAUCUUGGGAUCAGCGUGGACAACCAGUCGUCCCCUCCUCAGCCGGCCUUCAUCCCUCCUCUGCGAAUGCUGGCAUCCUGGCUCUUCAGGGCCACCAUGUUACCCGCAGAGUACAAAGCUGGGAAGCUGCAGGCCUACAAGCUCAUCUGUGAGAUGAUGACCAGGCACCAGGACGUGCUCCCGAACAGUGACUUCUUGGUGCACCUCUACCACAUCAUGCACAAGGGUUUCACCAGCGAGGACCAGGAUGUCUUGAACACCAUCAUUCGGUCCUGCUCGCCGCGCUUCUUCUUCCUCGGCCUGCCGGGCUUCACCAUGCUCAUUGGAGAUUUCAUCAUGGCCGCUGCCUGCAUCCUCGCCUCGGACUCCUCUGAGGCUCCGAGGAUGGAGGCUCACACAAUCCUUGGCUCCCUGGUGUGUUUCCCCAAUCUUUACCACCAGAUUCCUGUACUGCAGCACGUGCCGGGCUCUGAUGACGUCCAUGUUGGCACCGAGGACAUCAAGGAUUAUCUGGUCAACCUCCUGCUGCAGGCAUCAAUGAAGGAGCACAGUGAAGGGGCCAGGUGCAUCGCUGUGUGCAGUCUGGGACUGUGGGUGUGUGAGGAGCUGACCCAAAAGAGCAUCCAUCCCCAGGUUAAAGACGCCAUCAAUGUCCUGGGCGUAACACUAAAGUUUGGGAACAAAGCAGUGGCUCAGGUAGCCUGUGACGUGUUUCAGCUGCUCAUCUCUCACUGGGAACACCUUCAGAGGCUGGAAGUUGCUCUCCCAAAGAAAAUAAUUGAGAUCUUUGUGGCCACAAUAGCCUUUUUGUUGCCAAGCGCGGAGCACUCAACAGUGGAAGCAGACAAAAAGUUGAUGGUCUCGCUGCUGCUCUGCUUGUUGGACUGGUGCAUGGCUGUUCCCCUGAGCCUGCUGCUAGAACAAAUCACCAUGCCUUCACAGGACAACCACACUUCCCACAAGCCCCCGCUGCUGGACUACAUCUACAGGGUGCUGCACUGCUGUGUGUCCGGCUCCAACCUGCACACACAGCAAAGCCGCUAUCUCCUCAGUCUGUCAGACCUGUCCAGCGACUACGACCGCAUGCUGGGCCAAGUUAAGCCCUGCGAAUCGGCGCCGUCCCAGCCCGCCCCCUCUGACUUUGGCAACCUGCUCACCGUUGCUGAGGAAAAACGACGGCGAAACAUGGAGCUGAUACCUCUGACGGCACGGAUGGUCAUGACGCACCUGGUAAACCAUCUGGGCCAUCACCCCCUGAGCGGAGGCCCCGCUCUUCUCCACAGCCUCGUGAGCGAGAAUCACGACAACCCAUAUGUGGAGUCUUCAGAGCUGUCCUCCGAGGUCUUCAAAAGCCCCAACCUGCAGCUGUUUGUUUUCAACGACAGCACGCUGGUGUCGUACCUGCAGAUCCCCGCCGAGCCGCCCACAGUGGGACAGCCCCCACACCCUUCCUCCCAAGUGCGCGUCAUAGUCCGGGACAUCUCGGGCAAAUACUCAUGGGACGGCACCAUCCUCUACUGCACCUCACAGGAGGACUCUGUUGACCCAACAGCGUUCAGUGCAGUAGACCCUCCUCUGGCCACUACUGCUACAGUCACACACAGCCCAGGCCAGCCCACCUCUCCCACAAAGGGACUCCACAAGUUCCAUGGUUCAGUCUCGGAUUCCCUCUCUCAUUGUGGCGAGGAUGACGAGGCGGAUGUUCUGGACGCGCUCUUGGACGGCCUCGGCCACAGCAGCCCAGAAUGCCUGCCCCACCCACAACUCAGGCUCAACCAGCCGGCCCCGUCGCCCCACGGCAUGAACUUGGAGCAAGAGAACGCCAUCCUGGAAGCCAUCCUCCGUCAGGCUGAGCAGGAGGAAGCGCAAGUGAGGCGGUGGGAGGCUGACGUAAGCUUCCGGGCCGCCUGCCAGAGGGAACCCUCCCACCAAGAACCAAAGGCUCCUUUCUACUUCUGCCGGCUGCUGCUUAAUGAUCUGGGCAUGAACUCGUGGGAUCGCAGGAAAAGCUUCCAUUUACUGAAGAAAAACUCCAAACUCUUAAGGGAACUGAAGAACUUGGAUUCGAGGCAAUGCCGGGAGACGCACAAGAUUGCCCUAUUUUACAUCGGAGAAGGCCAAGAAGAUAAGUGCUCCAUCUUGUCCAACAGUGCAGGCAGCCAGGCCUUCGAGGACUUUGUAUCUGGACUGGGAUGGGAGGUUGACUUGGCCACACACUGCGGCUUCAUGGGCGGCCUCCAGAGGAACGGCAGCACCGGUCUCACAGCUCCAUACUAUGCUACCUCGACUGUGGAAGUCAUUUACCACGUCUCAACGCGUAUGCCAUCAGAUUCUGAUGACAGCCUCACCAAAAAGCUGCGUCACCUGGGAAAUGACGAGGUGCACAUCGUGUGGUCCGAGCACACCAGAGACUACCGACGUGGCAUCAUCCCGACUGACUUUGGAGACGUGCUGAUUGUCAUCUACCCGAUGAAGAACCACAUGUACUUCAUCCAGAUCAUGAAGAAGCCACAGGUUCCUUUCUUCGGGCCUCUGUUUAAUGGCGCCAUCGUCACUGGGACGCUGCUGCCAAGCUUAGUACGGGCCACCUGUAUCAAUGCCAGCAGAGCUGUCAAGUCCCGCCUGACCCUCUACCAGAGCUUCUACGAGGAGCGAGCGCUCUACUUGGAGGCCAUUGUUCAGAACCACAGAGAGGUCAUGACCUUUGAAGACUUUGCCUCGCAGGUCUUCUCUCCCUCUCCCGGAUACCCGAUGAGUGGAACAGGGUCCUUCACCGGCAGCACAAGCACUGAAGCCGGAAACGCCACCGCCACGACGGCGACGGCCGCGGCCGACUCCGUCGAUCAGGUGUCUCCCACAAUGCCCCGGGCCACUAAAAACAGAGUUUCUGGAAAACUCCGCCGCUCGGCCAGCGCUAUAAGCAAAUCCUCCAACUGAGCUCUUCAGCCCGUCCCGGCCUCUCCGCAGCCUUUAAUCUCCAAGAAACCUCACGCGCCCAGCUGUGACUGCAGCAGUUUGUUUUCUCUGCCGUUGUUGUUUCCGCGUGUCGUGUAUAACUGGAGCAUAUUGCAAUUUUUUUUUUUUUUUUUUUUUUUUUAAUUUAAGUGGCAAUGAUUUUUGUCGCGACAUUUCAGUUUGUUGUGGUGUUCAUGUGUCGACUGGACAUGAGACUAAGCUAUUUAUGUUCAUCCUGCUGGUUUCUCCCGAGCGCUCGGCGUCACAGGAAGCACCCGGCGCUCGGUCUAAUGCACUGGAUCAAGUUGGGACUACAGCAGGGGAACGGGAGGCCGCCUGCCCCGUGUCCACGCCUCAUUCAUAACGAAGCGCUGAGUGACGCGGCUUUGGUGUCCAUCGAAACACAUCUCUGCCUUUUUUCUUUAUUUUUUUUUUUUAGACUCCAUUUGCAUCUGCCAAGACGUCUCGGUCCCACAUAGUGACAGAUUGAAUCUGUUUGAACCAGUUUGGAUCAUGUUUAAGGAUUAUCGUAACAAAUCCUCCACAGAAUGACUGGUACUCGCCGCACUGCUCCAACACAGACCCUGUGGUACCUGCAGUCCUACUACUGUUUGUUUUUUUGUUUUGUUUUUUUAAUAGUUUCGAACCUUAAGUGGACAAUCAAUGGCGUCAUUCUAACUUGAGACGAAAUUAAAUUAGUUUGGGAUUUUUUUUUCUUCUUCUUCUUCUUUAAUACUGCUCUCAUUUUCCCUUUUAAAUGAAUUCCAAUGGAUUGUGUCAUGUUUUGAUUUAUGCAACUGUGCUGGAAUGAGAAAAGACUGCGUUUGUAAUUGUUUUCUGAUGUGGUUAACAUAGGCUCAUGUCCGGUAAUUGAAUAAGUUCCUGCUGUCUCUUUCCUCCGCCAUCCGUCUCCUCCUCGUCCUGCGAAGCGAAGACAUCGACAUUCCGACAUUCCCGACCAACCUUUAUUUUGCACUCACUCUCAUCAGUUAGCAUCGAAUGUCUCUUUGUUCUCGAGCGUAAAUUGCUUUAAACCUUUUUAUUUUGCUCUUGUCUUGUUUGCUAGAUGUAUAUAAAUAGAGAGAGGACUAUUUGAUUAAUUAUUUUGAUGGUGUCUUGUAUUAUGUAUUGCUGUCUUGAGAAGAAAAAAAAAAAGCCGCCAGAGCCUCAGGUGAAUCUUAACUCCAUGCACUGGUGUGUGAGUGUGUGUGUGUUUAAGUGUGUAAGAGCCUGUGUGAGAAUGUUGAGUGUGUACACGUAUGUGAGUUUCUGAGGAAGCUUCUCACAGUGCCUGUGUCGUUUCUGUCCCCCGAUGUCUGACAUGAACGCCGGGUUCACGGCGCGAGACGAAGCCCGACGUUCAGCCUCUCCACACUUCAGUGUCUUGUGCUUCCCACAAGAAAAAAACAAAAAAAAACAACCGGAUUGAGACUUUAUUGUAGGCAGCGCACAGUUUUAAUCUGUGGCUGGAACCGAGUGGUACUGACUCCUCCUCUUUCCCAUGAUCCUCUCUGCCUCCCGAGGCAGGCUGGGUUUAUACAGCAUGCCGCAGCUGAACUCUCAUCAGCCCUCCUAGCAACGGCCGGGCCCCGGCGCUCCCACUCCUCCGACCUGCCGCCUCGGGUCGCCAUGGCGACCAGGUGUACCCCGCCCCUCCCUGCACACACACAUACACACACUAUAGACUCACACCCUCAGAGGGCUCCACCCAAGCUGCAACACUAUCCCCAUCUGUUGCACUGCUAUGCCUUACUUUCCCCACACUCCUCUCUCAUUUCUCGCUCACAUCUCACCUCCUCGUGUUUGUUUGCCUCCCCGAGCAGAAUGUGGGGAAUCCAAACCGCAGGAGCAUUGACAGAUGUGUUUUGUUUUGUUUUUUUAUUUUUCUUUCUCUUGUUUUUUGACGAAUGUAUAGCGAUAUAGACCUGGAUCACAUCUAAUGUUUUUAUCCCUUCCCAUGAUCCCCUUUGAAGGAACCGUCUCCCCCCAAGAUGUCGAUCUGAAGAUUGUAGGUUAUAGAAGACGUCAGUUAAAGGAGUUUGUUCUCCUGUUUUGGUGGCUUAGUCACUGGGAGGCAUUAGUUCGGACCAAGAUAAGAUUGUAUGUCUUAUGCGUGCGAAGAAAAAGAGCUUGUCGUAGUCUUAGUAUGUUUUUUUUUUUUUUCCUCUUCUUGUUUUAGAAAAAUCCUUGUACAUUGUGUCAAAUCUGACGGCCUCUGAGCCCACCUGAAUAUAAAUAUAUUAAUGCCUGUAAUAUAAUCUUUGUAUAUGAGAAAAGGAGAAAAAAGCUUGAAAAUUUCCAUCAUUACUUGUCAACAUAUCAAACUGUUUUUAAUGACCGAAGUCCCGCUAUCUUUAUUAGAAAUGUGAAAAUUUAAACAUUUCAUUAAAUCAAUUUGAAAUUCUA